CGGAAAAAGCAGCGGCUCUCAUCGCACGGAGCGCCGACAGGGCAGGCUCGGCUAACGCGACCGGAGGAGCAGAAAGGAAAAAGAGAGGUCCUUGACGGGCCGGCUCCAGUCCUGCCGUCAUGUUUGACCCGAUCCGACUUCAGACUCCGCUGAAGCCGCUGCGUCUCUAACCGCGCCCGCACGGAGCUUCUGGGUGUUUUUUAGCCCCGCAGCAAACCCGAGCCUCCAGGUCCUCCGGUCCGCGCACGAGAAAACACACAGGUGUCUGUUAUAAUCUGCUGCCAUGGCAACACUCUGCAGACGCCCUGCGAAAUCAUAAGUCUGUUGCUAUGGCGACUCUGUAGCAAGCAGCUGUCACUAUGGGAACAUCCAGGAUGUUCCGCGUUUUCGUGGUUCUGGGCUCGGCUUUCAUGAUCCUCCUCAUCAUCAUCUACUGGGACGACGUGGGAGCCGCCCACCUCUAUCUGCACACCCCAGUGUCCCCGGGCCCCAAGGUCCCCCACCCGCCGCCCCGGCCGAGGCCCCGCACCACCCGGACCCCGUCCUUCCUGUCCGACAUCGACGCCUUCGUCAACCAGUUCCUGGAGCCCGGAACCGGGGAACCCACGGACACGGUGCCGGUGGACUCCAGCAACCAGUCGGAGAAGUCAGAGGAGCGCUACGUCCCCCGGAGGGAGUGGAAGAUUCACCUGACGCCGGUCGCCGCGGAGCUACGGGAGAGACAGGAAAAGAGGCGACGGUUACUCCAGGAGGUCUGCGCCAACGACAGCGUGGCGUUUCCGGGCAAAAACCGUUCAUUUGACGACAUUCCUAACAAAGAGUUGGAUCACCUCAUUGUGGACGACAGACACGGCAUUAUCUACUGCUAUGUUCCCAAGGUGGCGUGCAGCAACUGGAAGCGCAUCAUGAUCGUCCUCAGCGAGAGCCUGCAGCAGGACGGCGCCCCUCAGAGAGACCCUCUGGCCAUCCCCAGGGACCUGGUCCACAACAGCAGCAUGCACUUUACCUUCAACAAGUUCUGGAAGCGCUACGGCAAGUUCGCAAAGCACCUCAUGAAGGUGAAGCUGAAGAAGUACACAAAGUUCCUGUUCGUGCGGGAUCCGUUUGUGCGUCUCAUCUCCGCCUACAGGAACAAAUUCGAGAUGCGCAACGAGGACUUCUACCGGCGCUUUGCACAAGUCAUGCUGCGGCGCUACGCCAACCAGCCCACGCCUCCCGCCUCCGUGGACGAGGCCUUCACUCUGGGCGUCCGCCCGUCCUUCUCCCACUUCACCCAGUACCUCCUGGACCCGCAGACCGAAAAGGACAUGCCCUUCAACGAGCACUGGCGGCAGGUGUACCGCCUCUGCCACCCGUGCCAGAUCCAGUACGACUUCGUGGGCCACCUGGAAACGGCGGAGGAGGACGCCGAGCACCUGCUGCGCCUGCUGCGGGUGGACAACGUGGUGGAGUUCCCCACCUCGCAGAGGAACCUGACGGCGAGCAGCUGGGAGACGGACUGGUUCGGUCCGGUGCCUGUGGAGGCACGCCGGCAGCUCUACAAGCUCUACGAGCCCGACUUCCGGCUUUUUGGUUACGACAGGCCAGAGUCCAUCCUCAAUGAGUGAUUCACGCAAACGCACAGGCGAAAUGUAGUAUUUAAAAUCACAGAGCGGGCGCCGCACCUCCAAAGACCAGCGAGAGGCGUCACACACACACACACACACCUUCUCCCGUCGUGUCUUUGCUGGACUGAAUGUGCACAUGAUUAGAAACACUCCGGGCAUCAUUUCUGCCUCAUUAAGUCACAUAAAAAGCAUGCAGUGUGUCCCUCUUCCCUCUUUAGGGACUUUUACCUCCAUGUUUUUAUGUGAUGCCAUCUGUGCCCACUUUUGUGACUAAAUUCACAUGCUGUCGUAGCACUCUGUUUAAAAAACAAAAUUGAUGCACAGAGACCGUUUCGGUUGUGAUUGCACGCUUUGGACAAUUAGAUCAUUUUUUUUGUGUCUAGAUUAUCUUAAAUUAUCACUGCACUAUCAGUAUUUAGCUGGUUUAUUUCACAUUGUUUAAAGUGCAAUGUUUUUAAGCAUGAAAGGGAUUUUAUGUUGAAGUAAGUCCAAUUUUUUUACCUCGUAUCCACACUUUAAGAGUUCGUUUUUGUGCAUUGAACCGGGUUGAUUGAUUUAUAUCAGCUGUACAAGGUUCUGCAAGGAAAAUAUGUGCUGGAAAUCAAGUACCGCUGCUGAUGUCUGGCUAGUUUUAAAGCCGAUUGCCACAAUGUAGCCUGAGCAUAAGGAAGCACAGCAGCAGGCAGCUGGUGACCUGGGUUUGUCUCGGCUUGUUUCAGACAUAUUCUUACGGUUACUGACACACAGAUGUGCCUCUGCUUGUUUUUCAAAACUCUUUUUGUCAAAGGGAAAUCUCUCAUUCGUGUCUUUGCUUUCUGUUUUCUUUUCAGACAGGUCUGGGCUAACUCACGCCGUCACAAUUUCAUGACCUUAAACAAACCGUCUCUCUAGAAUAUUCACAACAAUUGCUUGUAAGUUUAUUUCCCUUGGCAAAAGUAGUAUUUUAUAGAAUCAUGUAGAUUAAACUUGCAGGAUAUUUUGAAAGAUUUUACGUUCCAAACUAUUUCCAUUGACUUUGGUUUUAUGGUUUCUACUUGGGGUGUUUCAGUCCCUGAUUAAACCAAAAUUACUCUGAGGACGCUCUAAGCUUCAUUAGAGCCACUUAAAAACAGCGGCUCAUGAAUACAAUGUAGUAACUUAUAGAAGAUUAUACAAAAGUACAUAUGAAAGUGGAUACAGAAUGAGAAAAGUGCAGUUAAGAGUUUCUUAAGGUAUGAAAGCCUUGAGUAAAAAUGUCAGUAUUAUGAUGUUAACAAAAUAAAAACAAAAGGAUCGCUUUGAUUCCUCAGAAAAUAGCGUAUUUAUCCUUACACUUUUAAUGAUGCUGCCUAUAACGUAGGUGAAAAAGUAGCAAAAAUCUACACAGAUAUCCAACUGCUGAAUAUAGCUGUGCUCAUUGUUUACAUUGUCUCUUUUUUAGCAUUCAGUCAGUCGUCUUGAAACAGCGCUACCUUUAGUUUCACACAAGGACUGGAUGCAACGUGAGCUGCUUUUAUUUCAAAUACAUAUGAAGAAGAUGGAGAGCUACCUUUAGUUUCUGUGUUUUUCUAACCAACGGGAAGGUGUUGUAGCGUUCUUUCAGCCAGCUGAAGAGCAGUGUGUGGGGGAGGGGCAGUGGAGCAUUACUUUAUGCUUCAAGUACUUUCUCUGAGAAGGACUUUAAGACAUAGAAAAGACCAGAUGGUUUUAAGAUUGUAGCUUUUUUAAAAGCGUCAUAUUGGUAGCAAACCAAACGUAAACACUACGCUAAGGAAAAAGAAACACGACAAAAAUGGAGAACGAACAAAGCUCCCGUUACUGAUACCACGCUUUCCUGCAGACUGCAACUAUGUGCUGUCAUUUACCCCUGAACAUGAUAUACACAGGUUGCUUCUGCAUUUAUUAUGCGGUACAUUGCAUUGUUUUUGUAGCAUUACUAUGAGCUUUGAUGAACUGCACAGCUGACAGCUGGUUCGACAUGAAUAGUGUUAGUCAAAAGGAAAUGUGUGAGGCUGGAGUUAUGGUAUUAGUGAAUCUCUGGCUUUCGGUGAUGAAAGUGAGGAAAAGACAGUGCCUUUGGUUGCUAAAAGUUUACAAAGCUUAAAAAAAGAAAGUAUUUUUAUAGGACUUAAUUUUUACUAAAAUCACAGGCUCACAAAAAGGAAUAUUUGAUAUACUGCGUGUUGAUUUCAACUGUAUUUAGGGACCAAAAGAAAAACAAAGCCUUUCGGCUGAACUGUUAACGUGGGACUUUGCUAUUAAUCUCUCCAUUUGUUUGGAUUCUCCUUUGUUGUGCUGGUGUUCAGUGUCACACUCCAUGCUGGAUGUCGCUGUUGUUCUGACUCUUCAUUGAUGUCAUAGACGGACGUAUUGGUGUUUCUUUGUUAAUGUUUUUUUGUUAAUCUCUGAUCUUUAUGCAGAAUUGUUUACGGGGCUGAGGGGAAGUUUUGUCUUCAUCUUGUGGCCAUAUGCUGUUAGUGGAUGGAGUCCACCUCUGCUGUGUUUGUACUUUAAGUCCUGUUGUAUUUUCAUAUCUUUUGUUUUCUAUUCAUCUUCUUUUUUGACGUUCCCUAUGUAAAAUUCCGACUUUAUUUAUUUAUUUUUCUUUCCGUCAAUGAGCAAAGGGGGAAAAAAAACAUUGAAACAGAAAUGUUUGCAAGUCAAAAAUCAGAAUUUGUUUAUGGUUCAAAUAAAACAAAUGAAUAUGA
Messenger RNA from Poeciliopsis prolifica (blackstripe livebearer), 4294 nucleotides. It is a transcript of the gene chst12a, whose product is annotated as carbohydrate (chondroitin 4) sulfotransferase 12a. Gene Ontology annotation, cellular component: membrane. The record is from RefSeq and is a predicted model, not a curated record. Gene Ontology annotation, biological process: carbohydrate biosynthetic process; proteoglycan biosynthetic process. Gene Ontology annotation, molecular function: sulfotransferase activity. The transcript has 5 exons. NCBI's taxonomy places the organism in Eukaryota, Metazoa, Chordata, Actinopteri, Cyprinodontiformes, Poeciliidae. Bases 360 to 1607 code for a protein of 415 amino acids.